This is a messenger RNA of Schistocerca americana (American grasshopper), 1010 nucleotides long. Its product is annotated as chondroitin proteoglycan-2-like. The transcript has 3 exons. Lineage: Eukaryota; Metazoa; Arthropoda; Insecta; Orthoptera; Acrididae. Gene Ontology annotation, molecular function: chitin binding. Gene Ontology annotation, cellular component: extracellular region. The record is from RefSeq and is a predicted model, not a curated record. Bases 17 to 433 code for a protein of 138 amino acids.
GCAGAGAACGACCAUCAUGAGGGGUGUUUUCCUGAUUGCAAGCUGUCUGCUGGCUACGCUGGUGGUUGUCAGCCAUGCAGCGACUCUCAGACAGCGCCAUAUGGCGCUGGUAGCAAACGCGGGCUGCAGCGGUGCGGGAGAGCCGUUCCCCAACCCUGAUGACUGCGGCAGCUUCCUGCAGUGCGAAGCAUCGGGCGUCGCAGCGGUCAAGCAGUGCCCCGCCGACCUGCACUUCAACGCGAAGCUCAAAGUAUGCGACUACCCGUGGUCCGCCAACUGCAAGGAGGCGGACAGCUCGUCUUCGGACAGUUCUUCUCAAGAAGGCGACGAUUCCUCAUCUGAAGAGGCAGACAAGGCCGUUGCUAAAGUCAGUAAGAAACUAGAGUCAAGUGCACCAGCAAAGACACCAAAGGCCAUUGCUCUUCAUGCCUAAGAUUGCAUUACAUUUCUCCAUGCGCCACGUCUGACAAAGGUCUGAAUGACUCACGUACGUUCAACUAGUUCACUUUUAUUGCUUGGUAGUAAAAAUUCACGAAAACAGUUCUGUGACAAAUGCAUCUCUUUCAUAAACCGACAGAAAAAUCAGAGCCGUUAAUUACGACAAGGAUAAUUAUUGUACGUCAUUAGUCUUUAGUUUCUGCCCUCUGAAAACCUUUUGACUUUCUGGAUCAAUACGUCUGUGAUAAAAGACGACUGUAAGAACUAUAUAUCUCGUUCGACUCAAGCUUUUCAAAGCGGCUUACUGAUAACUUUGUUAACUUUUGACGUAACCUGUGCUGUGGAAAAAGCAGUAUAGCAGGAAUAAAAGUUGCACCUAAGAAAUAUUAACUUGGUAUGCGGUUAUUUACGUGGCUGUCUAUGUCAGAAGCCAAGAACCAAGUAAAGAAUAAAACUACGGCCGUUAUUCAUGUGACACAAACAGAUUGACUGUUGUGCUAGUAUGUAGCUAUUGAAAUUGUAAUUUAGAAUGUAGUGAUCAGCAAUUAUUUGAAAUAAAUAUAAAAAAUAUA